AAUCCUUUUCUGAAAGCACAAAGAUUGCAAGAAACAAGGAGUGAAUGGGAAAGGAGGGCCAAGGUGAGGAAGAAAAAGAGAGAGAGGAAGAGGAAAAAAAGGUGGGAAUGAGGAAUCAUAGAGACAGAAUACAAAUAAACCAACAAAAACAUCAACUAUAGACCACACACAGAAAGUGAGAGGAGGAUUUAGCAAGAGCGAGAGUGAUAGCUAGGAUCACAUUGUGGAGACCAGCUGAACAGAGGAGAGAAGACACAACAGUACAAAUAGCAAUUCAAGGAUCCUCCGAGACUAGGUGCUGAGAAGGUUCAUAGCAGGAGCAGCAGCAGCAGCAGCAGCAGCAGGAGCAGCAGGAGCAGCAGCAGCAGGAGAAGGAGCAGCAGCAGCAGCAGCAGCAACCAGGGCUAUAUUUUUAUGAAAAUCAAAACAGUUAACUGAGAUUUUUUUUAAGAGGAAACCUUGAUUUUGAAGGGGUGGAGUAAGCAUAAGGGGAGAGUUUCUUUGCUAUGAGAGAAAUAUAUUGAAGAAUAUUUAAUAGAGUGUGUUCCUCCUCAGGUAUUUUCCAAGUUGAGCAUUAAAGCUGUCAAACAACAUGCCUGAACAAAGCAAUGAUUAUAGAGUAGUGGUGUUUGGAGCAGGAGGUGUUGGCAAGAGUUCCUUAGUCUUGAGGUUUGUGAAAGGCACCUUCCGAGAGAGCUAUAUCCCCACUGUUGAAGAUACCUAUCGUCAGGUGAUCAGCUGUGAUAAAAGUAUCUGCACCUUGCAGAUCACUGACACAACAGGUAGCCAUCAGUUCCCAGCAAUGCAGCGCCUCUCCAUUUCAAAAGGCCAUGCCUUUAUCUUGGUUUAUUCCAUCACAAGCCAACAGUCCUUGGAAGAACUCAAACCCAUAUAUGAACAAAUCUGUCAGAUCAAAGGAGAUGUGGAAAGCAUUCCCAUCAUGCUAGUGGGGAACAAGAAUGAUGAGAGUCCAAACCGAGAGGUGGAGAGCAGUGCGGGUGAAGCUUUGGCAAGGAAAUGGAAGUGUGCCUUUAUGGAGACCUCAGCCAAGAUGAAUUAUAACGUCAAAGAACUCUUUCAAGAGCUACUAAACCUGGAGAAACGCAGGACUGUGAGUCUUCAGAUUGAUGGAAAAAAGAGUAAGCAGCAGAAAAGGAAAGAGAAGCUGAAGGGUAAAUGCGUGGUCAUGUGAAAGCCCUGCCUGAGUGAAGCAAGUUCACAUUUCUGGUUUCUACCUUCCCUUCUCCCAUCCUCACUGAUGUUUAUGUUAAACUUAAAAAUCAGAAUACCCAGUGAUUAAUGAUAAGAUGCCCAUUGACUAAAAAUGUUUGCUUUAACAGAAAUAUAUUCUUUUUUACAAAGAGGGUAAUUGACUUCAUAAAUAACAACUAAUCAUCCUGCAAGAUCACAAAUUCUAUCAGGAAAUAAAGGAAAGCCAAAAAGGUUGAAUACUCUAGCUAAUUAAUUAUAUGCUCCAGGAACUGUCUGUUGUUUUAAAUUAGACUAAUGGUUCUCAAAUUCUGAAGAUUAAAAUAGAAAUGUUGAUUAUAUAAAUUAAUAUAAAUAUCUAAAAUAUAUGUCAAAGCAAGGUAAUAUCUAUAUAUUUCACAGUUGCCACCGAUAACAUGGGCAAUUCUUUUAGCUCAGCACAUGGAGCCCUCAUUUUCAUGGCAAAGUUUGGAGUGAAGAAAGAAGUGCGAUACUGUGUCAUUUAAGGAAUAAGAAUGAUAUACACCACCUAUCCCCCUCCAAAAGGUGCUUGAUAAUCAUUUUCAUAUUAAUGCCUCUCUAGCUUGAGGCUGACUAAAUGCAUUGUUGUGAGUUUUAAUAGCCAGUGAUGAUGUUUUUCUUUAAUUGGAUAUUCCUAUUUAUCAGGUCUUUUUAGAUUUAAUAUUUAGUGAUAAGUACUUUUAUGAGGUUUCCUGAUUUUAUAAUCAGAUUGUUCUAAUGGUUGUGUGAAUUGUAAUCCCAUUUCUUUUGCAUUUGAAUUCAGUUCAAGGAUUGAAAAAAUGCUAAAAAUUCCUUCAUUUGAUCUACAGGGCAAUAAUUUUUCUUCAGGCUAAAAAAGUUAAAGGAAUUUAAAAAAUGCUUCACAUUAAGAUCUCUAUUUAUACACUGUCAGAUGACAAAAGCAUAAAAAUCAUCCAAGAUAAAGAAGCACAAUUAUUUUUCAAAAUGCUUUGAAAUGUAAAAAAAAAGUUCACUUCUGUUUUUGGCAAAAGGUAUCUCAAAAGGAUAUUACUGGCAAAUAGAGGCAUUUGACAGUAAAUUAGCCAGCAUGUUACAUUACAAAUGCCUUUUAAAACUUGUUAAUUUUAAUAUUCACUUUAGAAACAAUUAUCACAUUCUUCAGAUGAUUUCCUGAGCAUCUUCCACUCUCCAAACUCAAUAAUAGAUAUUUCUAGUUCUUCAAAAGUGCUAAUGGGGUAGUAGGGAUUGCAAUUAAUAUUUUCUCUUCUAGGCUGAAGACACUCAAUCCUGAUUUUGUCACCAUCGUUGAAUUUAUUCGAACAUUCUCCCUGAAAAUUCCCAUUCAACAGAACCUGUUAAUGCUUCUUUUAAUUUCAAUACAGUUAAAUGGAUGCUAGACAAUAAUUUUAAAUCUCCUUCUCAAAAAUGUUUACUGUUUGUAUAGUUGGCGAGUAAGAAAAUGAAGUGUCUGGAAUCUCUCCAAAAAAGACAUGAAAAUCUUGUUGAUUAGCCCCUGGCAAAAUUUCAAAGGAGGCAAGGUUUGUUUUCUAUCCUUUUUGUGCCUGCCAUCUUUAUAUUGUAAUUCCUUAGAAUUACACUUUCCAGGUACCUGACACUCCCAGGCUUCCUCCCUAGCUGCCUAGAGAAUCACCUUCCCCAUACCAAUAUGAUUUUUUUUUAAUCCUGACCUCCCUAAAUAUUACCCAAAUGUUUCUCACAUGCCUUUAGUAAUGAUUAGUAAGUCUGGAUUACUUUAAUUCAACAACAACACAUUUAUUAAACAUCUAAUAUGAGUGAUGAUGUGUUUUUAAGAGGAAACUAGUCCAUGGUUUUAUAAUGACUUCCUAAAGAAUAUUCCCUGGUUCUCUUACUUAAACCAGCAUAACACCUAGGGUGGGAAUUUCUGGCAAGGAAGGAAUGGAAGGUGGAUAUAUUGAGGACCAAUGAGGUACAUUUUUUUUUUCUCAACUGGCAAGUCUGGCAUUCAUCAAAUCACACUGUGUGAGUGGCUACCCUUUCUUUAAGUAAAUAUGGCUCUGUGGAACUUUUGUUAAUGAUGAACACAGUUUUAACUGGUUGAACAUAUAUAAUCUAUAUGCAAUGAUCUCUCUAGUUUGUGGAUUACCAGUGCCCUUAAUUGUUUCCCUUUAAUUGCUCAUUUUUGAAGACAUUUAAAACUUCUCAUAUGUUAUAUAUAACUCUAAGAAGGUUUUAGGGAAAGGGAAAAUAAAGACAAAACCAAGAUAAAUAUGUAUUUUUAAAUUUCCCUAUAGAUCUACUCAAUAGACAUUGAAUAAGUAUUCUAAAUGGAAAUAUUUCAAAAUAUUUUCAAAACCUUUUAGACUUUCCCAUAUAUACCGCUCUAGAGCAAGGAAUUUCCAUUAGUUUUUUAAAUCAAAAGCAUAUAUUUGGGUAGCAACGUCAAUUUUUUUCUAUCCAUUCAUUGAUAUUCCACUUACAGAUUAGUAUCAAAUUUAGUGUUUCAUCAACCAAAAGAGCAUCUAAAUAUGAACUUACUAAUAAAAUUAAAGAAACAUUUUGUAUCAUUUUAUAUCAUUAGGUAAGAUUUGUAAGAAGACUUUUGAAAAAUAAUAAUCAAUUUUAAAAGUUAUAGCUGUGAUUUAAGUAAUAUAAAUGCAUGAUCCUCCUAGUGCUGAGCUGUAAGAUUUCUGACUUUAUCUAGAUCAGAGGUUCUUGACCCAGGGCCCAUGAACUUGUGGGUACCUCGCAAUUUGAUAACUGUAUUUCAAUAUAAUUGGCUUCCAUAAUGAUCUUCAUGUUUUAGGCAUUUAAAAAUAUUCUAAGGAGUGUAUAGAUUUCACCAGACACUGGAGUGAUUCCACGACACAAAAUAACGUUAAGAAUCCCUGAUAGCCAGAUAUGGUGGCACACAUCUGUAAUCCCUGCAAUCAGAGAGACUGGAGUUGGCAGAUCUCUUGAGCUCUGCAUUUCUGAUCCACAGUGGAAUAAGCUGAUCUGCUGCCCACAUUAAGUAAUAUGGUGAGCUCCCAGGUUGGGAGGGGGACUAAGUUAUGUAAGGAAUGAGCCAGCCCACUUCUGAAAUGGAGCAAGUAAAAGUUCCCAUACUGAGCAGAGUGGAAUUGACUUUGUGAGUAUCUUCUUCACUUCCAGCCUGGGCAUGAUAGGGGGGACUAAGUCGUAAAAAAAACAAAUAAAGAACUCCUGAUCUAGAUAAUCUAUAAAAAGGAUGAGUCCCUUGGAGAUGUAUUGAAGCUAACAAUAAUUGCAAGAAGUAGUUUGUAAAGCCUACAGUUUGUAGCUACAUAUAAGUCUAAAAUAUUGGGAUAGUGCAAUUCAGAUGGAGUUGGUAGUAAGUGAAAUGACAGAACAACUUUACUAUACAUAGAUCACAAGAUCAUGAAGAAACAGACACUGACAAGUGAAAUCCAAUGACUCGGUCAUAUUAAAAAUUCCAAAUUUAACAGACUAAUUCAUCUCCCACCAUUUGCUCCAGGCUCUGAGUACGCUUGAACUGGUGAUGAUUAACAGGUAUGAUAAAACUUUUUUUUUCUUUCAGAUAUUUUAUACACACACACACAUAUGUGUAUACAUGCACAUAAUAUUUUUGUUUUGUUUUUGGUAAAGUGAAGCCAUGAUUGUAAAAUCUGAUGCUUAAGGGGGUCUACCACACUGUAUAAUAUUCUCAAAAACCACAAAAUUAAAUGUUUUUAGUGGGCAGGGAAUCUACCCACAAACAAACAAGUGGACAUUUUUUAACCAAAACAUUUGAUAGCUAUUCUGUAUAGAUACAACUACUACAAGAUACAGCCUUGCAUACUGCUGGGACACUGAAAACAGUCUAGCAUGAGUUAUAAGAAACAAGAAACAAAUGUUGAGAAUAAAGUGAAAUGGUGUUCAAGGAUCAUUUACUUUGCUCAGCCAUUGAUUUCUCUCUCAUAAUGUGAUAAGUAAUUUUUAUGUUCAAAGCUUGCAUGAAUUAAAGCAUGAAUAGUACAAAAGCAAUAUACUCAUUCAUUCUUAAUAUGUAUUGUAUACCCUUGUAAUCAUUGAAGGUUAAUAAUGUGUAUCUUAUCUGUAAGCUGAUAAAAUUUUGUUUUGCAAUUUCUGAAAUAAAUAUCUGUUUUGUGGGACAAGCAAGGCAAGGGGGAAAAACUAUGUUGCUUUGUUAAGUUUAAUUUAUUUCAAAAUAGACACAUAGUCUCUGAAAAUGCACAUAGGUACCAGAACACACGUAAAACCUCAAAGAUCUGCAAUGGAAUGCAAUACUUCAUAGAGACACUGUAUGAAUUGGUAUUCAAAGAACAUGAUUUACAUAUCUAGGAAACCAAUCUUAUAUAUUUAUCUUUCAGAUGUAUUUAUUGUUGUAAUUUUAUCAUUUAUUAUAUUUAACUCAGAUUGUAGUUAUAAAUUAUCCGUGACUAUGAGUUUCUAGUGAUGUUCUGAAUAUGAGAAGACCAAAAAAAUAAAGUUUUAAAUUAUG
Trichosurus vulpecula (common brushtail) is the source of this 5653-nucleotide messenger RNA. RefSeq names its product DIRAS family GTPase 2 (gene DIRAS2). Gene Ontology annotation, molecular function: GDP binding; GTP binding; GTPase activity. The record is from RefSeq and is a predicted model, not a curated record. NCBI's taxonomy places the organism in Eukaryota, Metazoa, Chordata, Mammalia, Diprotodontia, Phalangeridae. Gene Ontology annotation, biological process: signal transduction. The transcript has 2 exons. The coding region runs from base 593 to 1192 and encodes 199 amino acids. Gene Ontology annotation, cellular component: plasma membrane.